Molecule: messenger RNA, 580 nt
Organism: Teleopsis dalmanni
Lineage: Eukaryota; Metazoa; Arthropoda; Insecta; Diptera; Diopsidae
Exons: 2
Coding region: 102-434 (110 amino acids)
Source: RefSeq, a predicted model, not a curated record
AUACUUUGUUGAACAAAAGCAGCAAACCCAAACAGGAUAAAGCAACCAGUAACGUAAGCCUUUCUAAAGACUGCAACAAAACCACCAGUUCUAGGUUAACGAUGGCUGAAAUAAACGCACUCAUUGCGGAAAAUAUGCGAAAUGUGAAAAAGCAACUUGACAUAUUGGAGAUCGGCUUGCAUGAGCUGAAGUAUGGGAAAUGCACCAAGUCAUUAAAAAAGAUGCCAGAAGAGCCGGCUCAAGUUCAAAAGCUGACUGCUCAAUUGUCUGCAAUGGAUCAAAUUAAUGAAGCCAUUGAACAUAACAAACCUAUUGAACUUUCUCUUGCCAUGCAAAUGUUUGAAGAAUGUAACUCACCUGAAGAAAAUUUAGAUUUAAGAACUAGAUUAAGUCUUUUAAAAAAACAUAUAACCGAGCAGAGAGAGAAACACUGACUUACAAUAUUCAAUCGUCGAAUGAGACUAGUCUGUUAGGUUUUGCCAUGGAAGUGUCUAAUGUAUGAGACUAACUAUCUGUUGCCGAGAAAGCGAUAACAACGUGACAUAAUAAAAUUUUUGAAACUCCUUUGUUUAGGAACGAA